Xyrauchen texanus (razorback sucker) is the source of this 2891-nucleotide messenger RNA. RefSeq names its product plasmanylethanolamine desaturase-like. Gene Ontology annotation, molecular function: oxidoreductase activity. The transcript has 6 exons. The record is from RefSeq and is a predicted model, not a curated record. NCBI's taxonomy places the organism in Eukaryota, Metazoa, Chordata, Actinopteri, Cypriniformes, Catostomidae. The coding region runs from base 323 to 1174 and encodes 283 amino acids.
CCAGCACAAGAAAAGUUUGUCCUAAUAUUCACUUUAUUAUUCAGUGUAUCUGAAAUUUUUAAACAGCUGGCUCGGAUGUCCUGCGGGGAAACGAGGUAAAUAAUAAUCAUAAUACAUUACUAUGACAACUCAUCUAGCAGGCAGUUCGUGCGUAUUUUGAUUCCGGGUAUGUUUCGCUGAAGUAGGAACCUCAGUGAGCUUCGCAAAAAGGUGUGUCAUUCCACCGUUAAAAACUCUGUGCUUCCAGUGCAUAGUCACUAAAUGCACGAGACAACGUAAUUAUUUAUGCGCUUUCUCAAAAAACUGGCCAUCAAAAGGGAGCAUGGCGGCAACGCCACUGUCAGAGUCGGAGAUCAGGCAGCGGUCUAUGGCAGAGGAGGAUCCGAACGGGAAUGAGCACGGGGCGGCUGCGCGCAGCACAGCGCCUCGCUGGGGACCGCAGCAUGCUGGGGCCAGACAGCUCGCCAAGCUUUACUCUCCGGGAAAGAGACUGCAGGAGUGGAUCUGUGUGAUUUUAUGCCUCUCACUCUUCGUUUUAAACUUCUACUUACUUCUCCUCAACUUUUCUACAAUACACAUCUUCAAAAUCAUCUUUGGCAUAGUGACUGGUAUCGUGACAGCAGACUUUGCCUCUGGGAUGGUACAUUGGGGGGCUGAUACAUGGGGCUCAGUGGACAUCCCAGUAAUUGGGAAGGCAUUUAUUCGUCCAUUCCGGGAGCACCACAUUGAUCCAACGGCUAUCACCCGGCAUGACUUCAUAGAGACUAAUGGAGACAACUGCAUGAUCACCAUCCUGCCUCUGACCCACAUGGCCUAUAAAUUCCUCUCCUACACACCAGAUGCCCUUGCAGAGUCCUACCCGUGGGAUUGUUUUGUUUUUGCGUUGGCGGUCUUUGUCACCAUGACUAAUCAGAUCCACAAGUGGUCUCACUCCUACUUUGGCCUGCCACGCUGGGUCACGCUACUGCAGGGCUGCCACCUAGUGCUGCCACAGAAACACCACCGGAUCCAUCAUGUGUCACCACAUGAGACGUACUACUGCAUCACUACAGGGUGGUUGAACUAUCCGCUGGACAGAGUGGAUUUUUGGCGGAGAAUGGAGUGGCUGAUCGAGAGAGUGACGGGUCAGAAGCCACGCUGCGAUGACCUGGCCUGGGCCAAGAAAACGGACUGAUCAGGAUAGCAGGACUGUACCCCUCCCUAAUCACCUCUCCCUCUGCCAAGGAGUGAAAAAACUGAAUAUUGGCUUUACCUUUGGACCCCAAACUUCUCUCUCUCUCUUAAUCUUCCUUUAACCUCCAUCUAACUCCAAACCCUCCACAGGACAGAACCACAGAUCACUCUUAAUGCUAGAGCCUUUAUCUGUCACUGAGGUCUGCUACGCACAAGCCAUCUCCCAUUCCUCUUCCUCUGGCUUCUUCCUCCUCGACUUUUUGUAGAUGUCCAAACAUAAAGACAGAAUAGCAAGACAAAGACUAUGUUAAAAUUGUGGGUUCAGACAGUUGGGAGGAUGAUAAGAGUGACACUUUAUGUUAAACUGUUCCUCACACACAGACUUGCAAUGCUCAAGAGAGGUAACCACGAUUUUCUCAUUUCAGUUUGUAAAAGGUAUGUUUUCUGGAGGUUGGGCUCUCCAAAAGACCAAAACCAUGUUGUGAUUUCACAGCAUGGUUUUCAUGUGGAGUAAGAGAUGCAAUUAAAUGUGGAUUUGAUUUUGGAGUCAGAUCAGAAACCGUGAGAGAAGAUUAAUCACGGGCGAAAACGCUUUCUCCUGGUUAAAAUCAGAUUCACAAAUGCACGUUAGAAGUGAUGUGUUGUCGCCAUAUUAAAACCCACCCUUUUGGUUUGGAUGGAAGAAAGCAUUGAGAAUCCACUUCUCACUGAAGGAUUUAAAACACAGGGAAAGGGUUUUGUUGGCCAACCUGCAUGGUUAGUGCUCAGUUGACCAACAUGAAUGUUUUCCCUGAAUGUCUCUUACUGAGCUCAUUUUGGCCAUACUUGCAAACCCAUUACACUUAUUUCUCAUCAGCUUACCGGGGCUUAGUGGCGAUGAACAUUGAUUGCGUCUAUGGUGUGUUAGUGUGACGUUAUUGAUAUUUGUAGUAUUAGUCUAGCUGGUAAUGUCCUCCUGUAUCCUGUGGUCCAACGGUUUAGCAAAGGUUAUACUAGCAAAAGAUCACUUGUAAAAAAGGUCAGUUUGAAUCUGAAUUUUAAGUUACUAGGCUUUAUUAAAGAAAAUCAUUAAUGAUUUAUUUUUAUUUUCUUAUUGAAUGAUAUUUGUUCUCUGUUUGACCAAUGAUACUUUUUUAUAUGAAAUUGGUUAGAAAAACAGCCAUAUAAACUCCCACAUUUCUCUCUCUCUCUCUCUCUCUCUCUCUCUCUCUCUCACACACACACACACACACACACUUUUUGAUUGUACUGUACAUUCAAAAAACACUUACACUCACACCUGAAUUCCUGUGGAAUUAUGGUAAAUGGAAAGAGUAAGGAAGCUUUCAUAGAGUGCUCUGUUUCAGUACAGUUUGUCUCAACAUCGUGUGUUUAUGUUAACAUAGGACAGCGGCAGCUCCAUAAUUUGGGUUUCAUUGUCCGGUUUUGAAUUUUGUUAUAUAUAUAUAUUACUACAGUAAUACAUUCAAGCCUUGUAUUUUUUCUUUCCAUCUUGCAGCUAAUGUGUGCUGCUAGUCUGCCUUAAACCAAUGUUUUUAUUAGCUGUAUGAAUGAAUAAAUAUUUAAUAAAUAACAUUUGAUAUUGUGUUUUUUGUCACUUGGGUAAUUUAAAAAAGUUUAAAACUAAGUAAGAAAGGACCGUUUUUGUUCUCUUGGUUGAAAUAAGACUGCAAAACAAUUAUAGAGCUUUGCAAAGGUAAUUGCACAGGAAAUCUGCA